AUGCACAAGUCGCAAAAUAUCGAAAAUGAGAUCGUCCUAGUCGAAGAGAUUGUUCGAGAUUUUGAUAAAAAUGAAGUUUUCGAGGAGAUAACCACCAAGUUUACCUGGGAGCAAGACGUUGAGCGAUCAUGGAACCUGCUGGUGGAAAACAACGGAAUUCUGCAGCAUGUGAGUCAAGAAAACGUUGAAGAAAAAUCUAAACAAAAAUAUAAAAGGAAUCAAGUCUGCGCUUUGAGGAAAGGAAUAUUCAGGCACAUCAUCAUCCUGUUUGACAUGUCCGGUAGCAUGAAGGAGAGGGACUUCAAGCCUGACCGGAUAAACGUCGUCCUCGAGUGUGUGGAGAAUUUCCUAAAAAACUUCUUCUUCAAGAACCCGGUGGGGAACGUCGGAGUGGUGGCCCUGAAAAACAGCGCCGCCAAAUUAAUCCAGCCGCUGACGUCCAACAUGGGUGACAUUAUGAACGCACUAGUAAAGGAGAGGAGUACGGGUCUGCAGGGAUCUCCCUCCCUACAGCAGGGACUGGAAAUUGCAUACGACUUGUUGGCAGACAUCCCGCUUUACGGAACGAAAGAAAUUCUAAUCCUGUAUGGAUCGAUAAGAACAUGUGAUAAAAAAAAUAUUCUAAAUAUUGUAAAUCAAAUAGUAAAGAAUAAAAUUCAUGUAAACUGCGUAUCCAUUGCUCCAGAAAUGCAUAUAUUGAAACAUAUCUGUGAGGAGACAAAUGGACUUUACAAAAUAUGCAUGACAAAAAAUACACUCAUGAAUGAGAUGAAUAAUAUUACGGAGACACCCCUGUGGAUGAUUGGAAUGGAACCCCAACUUAUUCAUAUAUGUUUUCCUACAAAGAAAAAAAUUACCACACAGAUUAUGUGCUCCUGUCACAAUCAUUUAAACACCGAUACGUAUAUUUGCAACUUUUGCAACAGUUACACUUGUAAGAUACCAUCCAAGUGUAAGGUCUGUGGGAUGCACUUAAUCUCGAUGCAUGAUUUAUCCCACAUUACGAACAACCUUCAGGGGUCUCCUCCUUUUGUUGAAAUUAAGAAUGAGAAGGAUGGACCCAGAGUGUGCGCUUCGUGCAAUAAUCCGCUCUACGAUAAGGUAUCCCAAUGCUCCAUGUGCAAAAGUAUUUUCUGCCUGGGCUGCGACUUGUACAUUCAUGAAGACUUGAACCAGUGUCCCUUCUGCUUGAUCCUCGAUUCGUGA
Molecule: messenger RNA, 1206 nt
Organism: Plasmodium coatneyi
Lineage: Eukaryota; Apicomplexa; Aconoidasida; Haemosporida; Plasmodiidae
Product: Ssl1-like protein
Exons: 5
Coding region: 1-1206 (401 amino acids)
Biological process (GO): regulation of transcription by RNA polymerase II; DNA-templated transcription; nucleotide-excision repair
Cellular component (GO): transcription factor TFIIH core complex; transcription factor TFIIH holo complex
Molecular function (GO): zinc ion binding
Source: RefSeq, a predicted model, not a curated record